AUGUUCGCCUUCCUGGCCCUGUUCACCACCCUCCUCGCUUUGACCACCGCCCUCCCCAGCCCCCUCACCUUCGCCAAAUUCGGCGCCCCCAUCCACUCCCUCGCCGCCGUCACCGCCAACUGCCCCCACAAACUCUUCAACUGCCCCUGGCUCCUCACCGGCAUCACAAUCUACAACCCGCCCGCGCCCCCGGAAGCCGCCACCCCCUGGGUCCGCUUCAACUUCAUCGACUACAACCACCGACUGCGCCUGGAGACGGUGUGUUACGGGGACUUGGUGAACGGGACGACGCAGGGGGGAUAUGUGCUUUGCGCGGAUGAUCGGGUGGCGUUUCAGUUGGUGGGAGGGCCGACCGGGCGGACGAUGAUGGUGGAGAGGGUGUAUCGGGAUCGGUGUCUCGGAGAGCCGCCAUACAACUACGGCACGGCGUUCGGGCAGAACAACCUCUCUAUGCCGGCUUCUCUUCCUAGCACGGCCGGGGGUCUGCAGGUGCAGGAUCAGAUGUUCGUUACGAUCACGGGGAUGGCGUAA
Saxophila tyrrhenica is the source of this 531-nucleotide messenger RNA. RefSeq lists its product as uncharacterized. The coding region runs from base 1 to 531 and encodes 176 amino acids. The record is from RefSeq and is a predicted model, not a curated record. The transcript has 2 exons. NCBI's taxonomy places the organism in Eukaryota, Fungi, Ascomycota, Dothideomycetes, Mycosphaerellales, Extremaceae.